AUGGUCUAUGUCACUUCAGGUAUGAUUUUAAUUCAUUUUCUCACCUGUAUUCCUUAAAUGCAGAGUUUGUUCCUAUUUUUUAAGUGAUGUCCUUGAAAUGUUAGUCAUUCCCGUUCUUUAUGUUUUUGAAACUCAAGUGUUCCUGUUGUGGGGCAUGUUCUGGGAAUUGAGGGAGUCUUACAGGACUCCAGGGAAAUCCAAUUCAGUUUAAUGAGACCGUUCCAGAGAAAUAAGAAUGUCUGGUCAAGUUCUGGAACGGAUGGACCCUUGGUCCAGUCUGGAAAUAUAAUUCUUCUUUUCUUAUAUAAACUGCUAUCUCAAACUCGCUUACUUAGAAAAUAUACCUUUCAUUUAAAUGUGUGGAAUUUACUUCCAAUAUGUGUGUUUAGGAUUGAGAUUUAAAGUAGGCUUAGACUUUUUUCCCCCUACCCAAUCUUAUACCGCAAAGUAAAUCUUACAGGCUUGUCCUAUGCAUGUUUACUUGGAUGUAAGUGCCACAGAAUUCUAUGUGUCUUACUACCAAGUAAGUGUACAUAGAGGUGCAUACCCAUUUGGAGUAAUUGAGUAGACAAGAUUAUUCAGCAAUUCAAAAACAGUCGAUCGAUCAAUGAAAGUUUUUGCAGCCUCUCCCCAUAAACAUAUUCCAAUGUGACAACUGGUUUGAUCACUGGGGACCAGGCACCUUCGUCACUGUUACAACAGGUAAAAAUAUUUAUUUCUCUCAUGUACUUCUUUGCAAUGAUCUUCCUUGUAAAUACUGAUUGCCUAAGGCAACUUUCUUUGGAUUUACUGAGGUCUAUUUCAGUGAGAAUUUAAUACUUUGUCUCCCAUAUAGCUUGUAAACCAAAAACCAAAAUUACUCUGCCACAGUCUUUUCUCCAUCCCUACAAUUAUAUUUUUACGCUUUCCCUGAAAAUGUUUUAAUAUGUUCGCUACACAAUUGCAAUAGUCUAGAAAGGUUGCGCUUGCAAAAAUACUGCGGAAUAUAUGAGAAGAAAUUUUGUUAGAAUCAGAAUCUGUUAGACUCCUUCUAAGAGAUUACCGAAGAACUAAGCUGAAGGGACAGUUUGUUAAAUACAGUAUCUCCAGACAAUUGUGUUAGUGUGUAUACUACGGAUUAGGCUACUGGGGACCUGGGACCUUUGUCGCCGUUAGUUCAGGUAAAUCAAUAUUUUUUCUAAUUCAGAACUAAUUUCAUUCAUAACUGAGCAGAUGGGAUUUCUCUUUGGGUUGCUUGGUUUUGUCAAUCUCCAGUGCAUUUUGAAAGCCUUAAAGGAACUUAAAAGCUGCAAUUAUAUGUGUCAUAUAGAUUUAAGAUGGGGGGGGAUAUUUGUGCCUUGGUAGUGUCUAAUUCUAUUCCUUAGUGGAUCAAAAGUUUAAAUGGACAAAUAGAACUGCAUUCUUAUAACAAAAGCAUAAUUUAGAAAUCUGUCUAUCCACUCUUUCUCAGUAGUUCCCUCCCGUUUGUUUAUUCUUUAAUUUGUUCAUUUUUUUCUGUCUACCCAUCAGUAGUUCAGGAUUCAUCCCAUCUUAUUAUUUUCUGUCUAUCUAUCUUUCAGUCAAGCAUAAUACUAGGUUGCAGUUAUAGACAAAGUCCUGUGACACUUUAAAGAGUAAAUAAGUGUUGUGGAAUGAAUUUCAGAGGGAAAAUCCUACUUUGCCAGAUCAAUAAAGUCCUUGUGUGCAUCAGGUGAAGUAGUUUCUCUCCUAAAAUUCACUUCACAACAAACUUAAGACAUCUUUAAUAUGCCACUGUUAUUUCUUUAUCUACCUCCCUUUAGUCUCUCUAAAUUAAACUGUUACCAACCUGUGGGUUCUGCUUAGCUUUCCUCAGUGGUGAGGGCAAGGUACUUUUAACAUGCUUAGAGACUUACUAGUCUUUUGUUUGUUUGUUUGUUUGUUUGUUUGUUUGUUUGUUUAACUAAUUCUGAGGCUGAAUUCUGCAAUUGAAUUUAUGUUUCUUUGGCUCCCGGCUCAGAUUAAGCCUUUGAGCAAAUUGCAUCUUACUCCUGAUGCUCAUGCACUGUGAAAUUAAUGGGAGUGCUAAUUAAUAUGCAUCAGAAUCUAAAAUAAUUAGCACAAUCAAAAAAAGAUUUUGAAGGGUUGCAUCUAUUCUUUUCUUUUUUUGUGACAAGAAAAUGGCCGAUUACUAAACAGGAACGUUGGGGGGGGGGGAGCAGAUUAAGACAACAGGUGGCUAAAGAUUCGUUUCUCUGUUUUGAUUUAUUUUAAGCCCUUGUGUUCCAUUUCAUGGAGUUUCUAGCACCCACAGUGGUUUCACAUGGUGGAAAAUAGCCUUGAAUGUUUCGAAAACAACAGAAUAACACCUGUCUUUGAAAGAUCUCUGUUUUCCCCACAAAAAAUAACCCAGAUUUAGCAAUUUUUGGUUUAAAGAAAAAAGAUGAAUGUCUGUUCCGUAAGCAAUUGGUUCUGGACUCUAGAAGUUUGUGAAUCUUUUUCGUGUAGAAAUCAUACAUUUAAAUGGUAAGGAAAAAAUGCUUUAUUCCUCUUUUUUCAACAUUUUAUUUGAUUAUUAUUAUUUUACUACAAUUUAGAAUAUGUCAAUUAUUAUUUUUAUCUAUUUUGAACAAAUUUAACAUUUAUUAACAAUUUACAUGAAAAUAUAUUGGGAUAUUUUAAUAGUGUUCUCUUCUGUUGCUUAUUUUUGUGAAAUAAUGAGACAGAUUUUAAGAGUGAAUGAAUUUGUGGCAGGAAAUUAUAAUUUUUUGUUGUUUUUUGGUUUUUCUGAGUAACUUUUAUGGGUUUUUCUGUUUUAACUGGAUUUGUUUUGUCCUAUGCAGUCAGGGUUUUGAGAUAGUUUAUCUCUGUAGAGUAUAUUUCUGCUUUUGAUUGAAACUUCCACCUCUCUUUGUAGUAGUUUUAAUUUGAUUGAUUGAUUGAUUGAUUGAUUCAGAUAAGUGAUAGACUUCACUAGAAUUUUGACCGACAAAUGGAAUUAUUUUUUAAUUAUCAGAGUUUAUAUCAAGCUAACUCAGGAAAGCUUACAAUAACAAACCACUGCUAGACUAUUAAUUUAUUUAACAGUGAAUAAUCAUGUAGGGAUUUUCCCACAUCUCUAACUGGCAUGAUUUCUAAAUUUGUAAUAUGAGGAUCAAUACAAGGCUUUACUUGGGUGUAUUUAACAGUAGUUUUCCCAGCUGAUUGGGAUGUUUGGCAUCCCAUGCUCAGUGAGGUGGUAUCCAACCUUUUACCCAACGUACUACUAGUUCUGGAGUGCCUGGGUGGUCAACUAGACCCACCCAGCAUCCUCAGUCAGCAGGCAUCAAAUCUUUCAGAUCCAUAGUGGCCCUAGCUGGGGCAGGGCAGCAAGGAGUAUCUCUUUGAGGCUCAGUACCUAGCUAGGGAAGAGUUUCAGACUCAGAUGCAGCUUUGGGAGCGAUGGAGGGAAUCGCUCCGGAGAUCCCUUAGCUUAUCCAAGUUGGAUAAGCUACUGAGCUGGAAUGCAUGCAAGCCUUUCAGAUCUCUAGCAGCUGUAGCGGGAGGUUGAGGGGCAACCUGAACCUCGCUGAAGCCAAGAGCUCAGCCAGGCAAAGCUGGAGGACUCUCUGCUGAGCUGUGGCUUUGGUAGCAAGGCAAGGGGGGUGUUAUGGCACCCUCCUAGCUUCUCCAAAGCCAAUCGCUGAACUGGGAAGCAUACGAGCCUCGCAGAGCUCCAACAGUUUUGAUCCCUAUAGUAGCUACAGCUUGGGCAGGGAGGGCAACCUAAACCCCAGAACUUAGCUAUGGAAGAGCUGGGUAGGCCUGUGACCAGUGGCAGCUUGGGAGACAUCGGGGAAAGCACCAGCAGCCCCCUAGCUUCUCUGAUGACCACCGCUCAGCUAGGAGCUAUGAAAUGUUUUCAGAGCUAUAGCAGCUACAGCUGGGGCUAGGAGGGCAAGCUAGCUGGUGCCCUUAGCCAGGCACCAGCUGGAUGGCUCGGUGCUCAGCUGUGUCUCUGAGAACACUUCAGCAGCCCCCUAGAUUAUCUGAAGCCCACAAAGCGAGUAGGAGCUAGGAAGCCUUUUCAGAGCUAUAGCAGCUAAAGCUAGGGCUGGGACAGCAGCCUUGAGCCCAGUGCACAACCAGGGAAGAGCUGGACAGUACCUCUGAGAAUGGUGGGAACGUUCCAGCAAAACCGCUAGCUUCUCUGAAGCCCACCACUCGGCUAGGAGCUAGAAAAUGUUUUCAGAGCUACAGUAGCUGCAGUUGAGGCUGGGAGGGCAACCUAAAGCCCACUGUUUAGCCAGGGAAGGGCAGGAUAGCUCUGUGCAGAGCUGUAGCUCUUCGGAAUGAUGGGAAAGGUUCCAGCAGCUCCCUAGCUUCUCUGAAGCCCACAGUUUAGCUAGGAGCUAGGAACCUUUCAGGGCUAUAGCAGCUACUGCUGGGGCAGGGAGGGCAACCGAAAGCCCAUUGCUUAGCCGGGGCAGGGCUGGGUGUCUCAGUACUGUGCUGCUGCUCUGGAGAAUGGUAGGGAAGGUUCCAGCAGCUCCCUCGGUCUUCCACAGCUCAGGUAGGAACUAGGAUAUCUUUUCAGAGCUAUAGCAGCUAAUGCUAGGGCUGGGAAAGCAGCCUUAAGCCCAGUGCACAGCCAGGGAAGAGGUGGACGGUACCUCUGAGAAUGGUGGGAACGUUCCAGCAAAAUUGCUAGCUUCUCUGAAGCCCACCACUUGGCUAGGAGCUAGAAAAUGUUUUCAGAGCUAGGGCAGCUACAGCUAGGGCAGGGAGGGCAACCUAAAGCCCACUGCUUAGCCAGGGAAGUGCAGGAUAGCUCUGUGCUGAGCUGCAGCUCUUGAGAAUGAUAGGGAAGGUUCCAGCAGCUCCCUCGGUCAUCCACAGCUCAGCUAGGAACUAGGGAACCUUUUCAGAGCUAUAGCAGCUAAAGCUAGGGCUGGGACAGCAGCCUUGAGCCCAGUGCACAGCCAGGGAAGAGCUGGGCAGCUCAGUGCUGAGCUGUGCCUCUGAGAAUGGUGGGAACGUUCCAACAAAAUCCCUAGCUUCUCUGAAGCGCACUGCUUUGCUAGAAGCUAGAAAAUGUUUUCAGAGCUAGGGCAGCUACAGCUAGGGCAGGGAGGGCAACCUAAAGCCCACUGCUUAGCCAGGGAAGUGCAGGAUAGCUCUGUGCUGAGCUGCAGCUCUUGAGAAUGAUAGGAAGGUUCCAGCAGCUCCCUAGCUUCUCUGAAGCCCACAGUUUAGCUAGGAGCUAGGAACCUUUCAGGGCUAUAGCAGCUACUGCUGGGGCAGAGAGGGCAACCGAAAGCCCACUGCUUAGCCAGGGCAGGGCUGGGUGGCUCAGUACUGUGCUGUUGCUCUUGAGAAUGAUAGGGAAGGUUCCAGCAGCUCCCUCGGUCAUCCACAGCUCAGCUAGGAACUAGGAAACCUUUUCAGAGCUAUAGCAGCUAAAGAUAGGGCUGGGACAGCAGCCUUGAGCCCAGUGCACAGCCAGGGAAGAGAUGGCCGCUCGGUGCUGAGCUGCAGCUCCGAGAAUGAUGGGAACAUUCAAGCAACCUCCCUAGCUUAUCUGAAGCGCACCGGUCAGCUAGGAGCUUGUUAAUAUCUUCAGAGCUAUAGCAGCUACAGCUGUGGCAGGGAGGGCAACCUGAAGCCCAGCACUCGGUUGAGGAACAGCUCAAUGGCUCUGUGCUCAGCUACGGCUUCCAAAAUGGCAAGGAAAGCACCGGCAGUCACUUAGCUUAUCUGAAGCCGACCACUUGGCUAGGAGCUAGGAAAUAUUUUUGGAGCUGUAGCAGCUACAGCUGAGGCUAAAAGGGCAAACUAAAGCCCAGUACUCAGUUGCAAAAGAGCUGGAUGGCUUGGUGUUCAACUGUGUCUCUGGGAAUGGUGGGCAAAGCAGCAGCAGCAGCACCCACCUAUUUUUCUGAAGCCCACUGCCCAGCUAAGAGCUAGGAAAUUUUAACGGAGCUACAGCAGCGACAACUGGGGCCACCACUUGGCUAGGGCCGGGCUGGGUGGCUCAGGACUCUGCUGGGACUCUUGAGAAUGAUAGGGAAGGUUCCAGCAGCUCCCUAGGUCAUCCAAAGCUGUAGCAGGGUUGGGGAUGUAACUGGAGUCUCUCUGUAGCCCAGUGGUUUGCUGGGUAAGAGCUGGGCAGUUUCGCCCCUCAGCUCUGGCUUUGGAAAUGAUGGGGGAAGCUCCUGAUAGCCCACUAACGUCUCUGAAGCCUAAGACUCAUCUGAGUCCUAAGCCUCUCCUGCCUCUGGCAGCUGUAGCUAAGCUGGAGGAGCAGCCAGAUUCUCUCUAUAGCCAAAUGCUCAGCUAGGAGAAAGCUCCAUUGUUCCCCUUGGAUUUCUGGGCUUGGGAACUAUGUGGGAAACUCUCGAGACCCACUGGCUUGCAUUGAAGCCCAGCACUGAGCUGGGAUCCAUGCAAACCAUGUCUCAAAUCCGUUUCAGUUUUAGACUGAAAGCAGCUGAACCUAGGGCAGGGAGACCAACCAGCCAAAACCUGAAGCCCAGUGAUCUGCUGAGAAAGAGCUGGAUGGCUCCCAUCUUGGCUGCAGUUUUCAGAAUGAUCGCGGCAGGGGAUCUGGCAACCGCCUAGCUCCCUUGACUGCUCCUCUGGGGGACUUGCAAACUUUUCAGAUCAAUGGCAGCCAGAGAUGAUGACCAAGGUCUCUCUGAAGCUGAGCACUGAGCUGAGAGAGAGCUGUGUGUUUUCCUGCUGACAUACAGCUUUGGAAAUAGUGUUAAAAAGCCCCUAGCUUUUUCUUAUGCAAGCUUUUCCCAUCCAUAGCAGCAAUAGCAAGGGCAGAGGGAAAAGUGAGAGUCUCUCUGAAGCCGAGGGCUCAACUGGAGGGCUUGGAGGGCUUGCUGCUCAGCUCUGGCUCUGAGAAUGAUGGGGGAAGCUUUCGGAAGCCCCUUAGGUUGUUGGAAAGAGAACUACAUGCAAGCAUGGAGAUCUAUAGCAGUUCUAGCUGAGUUGGAGGAGCACCCAGAGUCUUUCUGAAGCUGAGUGCUCAGCUGAGGAAAAACUGGGUGGCUGAUGGGCAAAGCUCCAGCUUCUCUGAAGCUCACCGCUCAGCCCUGAGAUAAGAAAUAUUUUCAGUGCUAUAGCAGCUGAAACUGGGACAGAGAGGCAACUGGGCUCUCUCUGAAGCCCAGGGUUUAGCUAGGCAAGAGUUGAGUGGGUUUGCCUUCAUUUCUGGCUUUUGUGAUGGGGGCAAUUUUUGGCAUCCCCUAAUUUUGUGGAAGCCCAGUGUUGAGCUGUGAUGUAGGCAAGCUUCUCAGAUUUCCAGCAGCUAUAGCUAUGGUGCAGGAUCAAAAUGAUGGGGAAAGCACCAGCAGCCCCCUUGCUUCUCCAAAGCCAACCUCUCACCUAGGAGGUGAGUUUUUCAGAGCUAUAUAAGAGUGUUGGAGAUGCAACAGGGAUUUCUGCGAAGCUUGAUUCUCAGCUAGGAGCCUUGCAAACCUCCAAGAUCAGCACUGGCUUGGGGAGGGCUGGCUCCUUCACCCUGUUCUCCCUGAGUGCAUAUUCUCAGCUGAAAGAAUUGCGUGGUUCCCUGUUGAGAGCUGUGUGGCACAAGCUUUGAGAAGACUGGAAAAAGCAACUGUGUCUCCUGCCUAGCCUCCCUGAAGCUUAACUUAACCGGGAGGCAGAAAGCUUGCUAACUCAGAAGCAGAUUUGAGACAAGCUGAGGAGAGCAAAUAAUUUCUCCCAGCUGCUUUAAGAGCCCCAUACACGAACCCAUGGAAAGAGCCGUGGCUCAAGGGAUGGCGCAAAUCCUGGAGAGCUGCUGCCAGGCAAUGCGGACAGAACUGUGCUAGAUGGACCCAAUGGUCUGACUUGGUAUAAUUCAGCCUCCUAUGUUCAAUAGUGGCUGGGAACUUCAGUUUAGUCCAGGUUUUAGAAAGGCUUUGAGGUAAGCAACUUGUCUCCACCUCGCCCACCUCUGCCUGCCUCCCUAAAACCUGGCACUCCAUUUGAAGGUAUUCACACAGCUCAGCAGUGUCUUUGAGAAACAUGGAAGGAGCCGCUCAGCCUCAUCCCCAAGUGAUUGCAAGCAUCAGGAGCCGGGUGGGGGUCAUUUGAGAGGUCAUUGAGGGGUCAUUGAGAGGUUAGUGGCUCAGCCAGCUUCCUCCUGGCUCUCCCAUGCCCAGCUCUGGGUAGGAAGGCACGCAAGUCUCCCCAUUCUAUACUGCUUAGGAUGGCUGUUGGGGAAGGGAAAGGUGCCUCCUUUCCAGUGUCCACAAACCUGCAAAUCUCCCAGCCCAACAUAGUUUUUGCAACUCCUUUGGCUUGCCAGCGCAAGACUAGCUGGAAAAUUAUAAGCUUCAUAAUGUGCAAUCAAGACAGCUACUGAACCAGGCAUGGAUGACCCAUGUUGUAUCCUGAGCAGCUUCAGACUUGAGAUUGCAUUAGAUACAGUUAUUGUAUUGGGAUGGAGUUCAGGUCUCUCUCAUUCAGCAUAGCUGUACUCGAUUGCAUAUCACUUGUUUCGUUUGGGCACAGUUGCCGCCAUUUCAACAGACCAGAGUAGCUGCACCUUUAACAGCAGUCUGAUACGCUGACAUCCCUGCUGUGACAAAGGUCACCUGCUGAUUUCUGUGCAUCAAGUUGCUGCUGAAGGCACAGGAGAAGAGCAGAGCAGUUUUCCUGGUCAGUUGGCAACCAUAACUAUGUAUGUGUUUUAGUCUCACAGAUUCUAGUUGCCAAAUGAAGAAACAAGUCAGGGUGCCUAUGGCUGCUGCUCUGCCCUUCGUUGGUGCAGAGCCAAAAGCUACAAAAACCCAUCUGAAAUAGUUCCGAGUUUAGCCAGGGAAUAAUCACUAUUUAACCAUUGCUUUGUGCUUUAUAUGGGGGGGGGGUGCUCAUUGGUGUCAGAAAUAUUAACCUGCAACACAGUGCAGAUUCCCUUUGAUGGUUUAAAAGGAGUCAAGGGCUUACUGCAUUAGAUAUAGCUAAGGAGAUUCAUGGUGUCAAUAAGUGUAGUACAAUGAAAGAUGUCAUAUUUCUGUUGAAUUAGCUUUCUUUGAAGUGAUUGGGUUUCCUUUUACAAAAAUCAUUUUGAUUCUUUUGCUGGUUAUGCUGUUCUGGUAUGGAAGGGUACUGUAUAACAUAGCAGUGUUGAACGGUAAUCAGAAUAUGAAAUGGCUCGUGAUUUUGCAAGAAAGUCUCUGUGCUCCUUGAAAUCUCGAAAUCUUCAUUCCAUUUUACCGCGCCUGACAUUGCCCACUUUUUUAAAAAUGUGACCAUUUCAGAGGGUGCAUCUGACUCCCUAGAAGCGUUGUAAUGAAGCAAAUACUGUACAACAGAAUAAGCCAGAUGUGAACUCCACAGAAAGCAAAAUGAACAGCCUCACAAUGUUUCUACCCCAGUUGCAUUCUCCUCGCUGCCAGCUCAUUUCUGCUUAGAUUUUAUAUGCACUUACUUUUAUAUGCACUUAUACGCCCCAUUAUAUUCAGUGGGACUUACCUUUGAGUAGACAGGGAUAGGGUUGUGCUUCAUGGUUGUUAUAAAAAUGGUUCCUAGCAUGGACCUCUGGAUAACAGACAUAAUGAAACAGCUUUUCUGGUGGUUCUUGCUCCUUCACUGAGAGUAAAUAGCCUUUCUGAUGGUUAUUAUCGGGAAGCAUGACCAACAUUUCUUUUCAGAGCUUUGGCCAGUUGUUAUUCAUCAAUGAUGAAAGGGGAAUAUUAGGCAGCGUGUUUCUCCAGCUGAUGCUAUUCAGUAACAAUGCUGUACAUAUUUAUUCACUUUCCCCAGGUGCUGUAUGUUCAUUAACUGUGCAAUUCUUACAACAGUAUUGUUUCCGAAGUGGCCCAGAGUGAUGAGGCUAAGGUCACGUAUGUCUGGACUGACUAGACUCCGAAGUUCAUAGCUCAGGUUCUUAAACACCCUACACUAGCUAUAAGUUAUAGCUGAGAACUAGGAGAAAGGGAAUUCUACUUACAAAGUGAAGGAGGGAGAAGGCUGGGUAUAUUUCAUGCAGAAUGGGGUUAAACACAAAUACAUCCAAAAUGUUGAUUUUGUGUUGAAAAACACCUCAACAAUACAACAAUCCAUCUAGUAACACACAUAUACUCAUGUUUGAUACCCUUGUCUCUCUUUCUCAACAAUGCAACGGUUUGCUUCCUUUCAGUUAGUUAACCCCAGCUGAACUUUUAACACCUUCCAAAAACCCUCCAUCCUUCUGCUUUUCUUCUCCCUCAGUUCCCUCAGCUGCCCCAUCUCUUUUCCCUCUCAUUGCUUCUCCUGGGAGCGAGGGCAGUGAAAAGGUCACCAUCGGGUGCUUGGCCAAGAAUUUCCUUCCUGACUCGGUCACUUUCUCCUGGAACAAUAAGAACAAUGUCAGUGACAGUACAAUCACGUCCAAGAAGUUUCCUUCAGUACUCGGCUCCAGUGGGACUUACACCGCAAGUUCCCAGGCACUUGUCCCAUCUGCUGAUUGGACAAAGUAUGAUCCAUUUUACUGCAAGGCUGACCACCCUUCUGGAAACGCAGUGAUACGAGUGGUCCGUGGCUGCGGUAAGUGAAUGUAUUUGUCUCGUCUUGUUCAACAUAUCCAACAUAACAACACAGGCCGUCUUCAAAAGAUUAGACACAAGUAGUCAGAGGCUGUCUAUUGUGGCACAUACUUUCAGAGGUGCUGAUAUGUUUCUAAAAGAGGAGAUCAAAGCUGCAUCCUCUGUCCUAGCUGAGUAGGAUAUGCCUCACUUGUAGCAUGGGAAAUGUGCUUUGCACAUGCCCAGCAGUGCACAUUCCUUCCAUUUGCUCCAAUGCUGUGCUGUGACUCUGAAGGCUCAGCCCAGCUUAGCCUUGACUCAAAUGAAGCCCUGCUUCCCAUUGAGUCAAAAGAAUGUGAACAUGUUUCUCCAGUAUGCAUCACAAUACAGCUAAAAGACAAUCAUGUGAACAUGUAUUCCUAAAUACAGCUGAAUAUACACAUAUAUGUAACUCCAGUCCUUACAUAUUUACAAUUUUUCUGUUGAGAGUGUUGUACCCACCUGCCAUAAUUCAUUCUUUCUUGCAAUUCCCCCUCUUUCUCGAGUAGAUACGUCAGUCGAAACGCCAACACCUGAGAUGUCUGUACGUGCACCACCCAUUCAAGCCUUUUUUGGCAGUUACCUGAAUGCCACCAUCACCUGCAGCGUAGUUAACCUUCCCUCCAGCAAGUACACACUUCAGUGGCUGAAGAAGGGACAGGUACUUGACUCUGGCUUCACCACCACCCAGCCAAUCCGAGAGGGCAGUGGUUACAGCAUAAAGAGUGAACUCAUAGUCACCAAGAGAGACUGGCUCAGCGACAUUACCUUCUCUUGUGUGGUGAAUGGCAAGGACUUCAAUGACACACUCAAGAUCAACAAGAACUCUUUUUGUCAAGGUGAGCUUCACUGUUCUUUUAUGAGAAAUCUGACCAUUCAGAAUAAGAAUAAUCUAUCUCCAGUCCCAGUUCCACUGCUCAAUGCAACCCUAUUUAAAAACAAAACAAAAAAAAACCUGUAUCCUUCAGCAUACACCCAGAAUGAUUAGGAGGGGAGAAAAACAAUAAUUUCAAUGUUGGGUGAGAUCUCAGUUCAUCCAUAUUCUGAUAUCAAUGUAUGAAAUAUUCUCCUCUAUUUUAAAGACCCAUGUUGAUAUUGUUCUACAAAUGUAAAAUCUCCUAGCUCAAAUUUGCUAUUUAAAAGGGCCGUGCCAUAAUUCUGAAAGCCCUAUCCUGUAGCUUUUCUCAAAAGAUUCUCAGCUUUGGUGGGCCCCCAAAGUAAUGGACUUCCACACUUGUGGAACACACAAGAGCUCAUUUCUACAAGUUCUUUCCUGAAGAACAUAGUACACAGGUAGUGAGAGGAAAUUCCCAGUUGAUCUUAGGGUCAAGCCACACAUUAUAUAUAGCCAGUAUUCAGCAAAGUUAAGAGAAUUUGAUUUGGGCAUGAGGAAGGAGACUUUGAAGUAAGCUGGGUGUUUAAAGCAUUGAUUGUCAACAGUGUAUGGAACACUGGUGUGUUCUGUUGUCUUAAUUACUGUGGAACCAAACCUUGUUCUCACUUAUCUCAUAUCAUUCUUCAGGUGACAUUUCUUGUAACGAGGAUGUCCGUGUGGAAGCAAUCCCACCAUCCUUCGCUGACAUCUUCCAGACCAAGUUAGCCAAGCUGACCUGCAGAAUUUCAAACGUACCCCUUGAACAGGAUCUUUCGGCACUGAAUGUUACCUGGACAAAAGAAUCUGACCAAACACUACUGAAGACCGAACUUGGAAAGCCAGAAGAUCAGGCUAACGGGCUUGCUUACAUUGAUGCUACAGCCACCGUGUGCGCCACAGAGUGGGACAGCGAUGAAAUGUUCAAGUGCAAAGUUAAUUUCCCAGGCUUACUUCCUGAACCUAUCGACAAAACUUUGAAAAAGUUUAAUGGUAGGUACCUGUUUUACUUCAUCCCAUGGAAAGAUUACACAUUAGCGUUGUGUGUUUUCACAGAUCCCUAGAUCUGUCAGGCUCCUCAUCCGCCCUCAGAAUAGUUGCCACCUGAAGAGAAAUUUGGUAGAAAGUCAGCGGCCUUCAAAAAAACUCCUUCAGCAUAUUCAAUAAUGCCCUUACUUCAGUAGCUGCUGGAGCCUAUGAGCUCCUAUUAGGGUAUCCCAGUGGACACUUUCCUUACUUAUUAUUUUGACAGCUGCUUUUGGAACUCUUACUGUUAUGAACCAUUGAACUAGGCCAACCUGAGUGACUAUGACUUGAUGAAGGCCACGUAGCGAACUUCAGUCCACGCUCCUCUGCUGUCAGAUGGAACCUGUAUUCUCACCUUGCUCUAGUGCAAGGUGUCCUACUCUAGUAUCAGCAGUGUCAAUCUUCUUAGCAUUGCCUCCUAUACUUUAGGGAGAACCAUGUGAUCCAACUGUUCAGUAAAAACUAGGUCCAUUUCUGGUCCAUAAACGUCUGUUGCAUCAAAACUAGGACUUGAUCCAUUUUGCUGCCUCGCCAAUCUGACUUGCCCAGUUCCGUUUUUGAAAGGCUUCACUCUGGUUCUUAAAGUGCCCUGUCUCUCUCAAAACAGCUAAGCCUAUAUAUCCGAGAGGCCAAAGGUUAAGUCAGGUCUCAUGAAACAAAAUGAAUUGUGGGUAAAAAUGAUAAGGAAUGCACAUUUGAUUGUCUCUUCAUUCCUUUUCUUCUUUUUUUACCUUCCAGAUGGCCCCCAAUCUAUCCCAGCCGUCUAUGUCCUUCCCCCUACCUCAGAAGAACUAGCUCUGCGAGAAACAGCCACCCUCACUUGCCUAGUGAAAGGUUUCUCCCCCCAAGGUAUCUUUCUGCAGUGGCUCCACAAUGAUCAGCCAGUGAAUUCUGCAGAUUUCUACGUCAGUGAACCCAAAGAAGAGCCCAAGACAGAAGGAAAGUUCUUCGUCUAUAGCAUAUUGUACAUCAGUGAAAGUGACUGGAGUCAUGGAGACCGUUACACUUGUGUCGUGGGACAUGAGGCACUGCCCAUGAACAGCACUCAGAAGAGCGUGGACAAGAACACGGGUAAACCAACUGUUGUCAACGUCUCCUUAGUGCUCUCCGAUACGGCCACAACUUGCAACUAA
Molecule: messenger RNA, 13529 nt
Organism: Podarcis lilfordi (Lilford's wall lizard)
Lineage: Eukaryota; Metazoa; Chordata; Lepidosauria; Squamata; Lacertidae
Source: the annotation of a GenBank genome assembly